Cucumis melo (muskmelon) is the source of this 989-nucleotide messenger RNA. Its product is annotated as zinc finger protein 3-like. Gene Ontology annotation, biological process: negative regulation of abscisic acid-activated signaling pathway. The coding region runs from base 154 to 819 and encodes 221 amino acids. The transcript has a single exon. The record is from RefSeq and is a predicted model, not a curated record. Lineage: Eukaryota; Viridiplantae; Streptophyta; Magnoliopsida; Cucurbitales; Cucurbitaceae.
UUUCCAUCCCUUUUUUUUUUCCUCUACCUUUUUAUACAAUCAAUUUUGUUUUUUUUUUAAAGAAAAAUCUCUCUCUCAUUUCAUAAUAUAAUCCUCUCCUCAUUCUAAAACUAAAAAAUUUGGGGAAAAAAGGUUCAAUUUUUUUUUCCAUUAAUGGAGUCCUCUACCGCUCCAAAAACGGCAUCGUAUAAUCAAGAACAAAACGACGGCGAUUUAGAGGAUAACCACCACCAUCUCCGCCGUGAGAUCCCAGCGGAGGAACUGAACCUGAUCGAAGGUUUGAAAAUGGCUUCAUCGGAGCCAAGGGUAUUUUCGUGUAAUUUUUGUCAAAGAAAAUUUUAUAGCUCACAAGCACUUGGAGGGCAUCAAAAUGCUCAUAAAAGAGAGAGAACGUUAGCCAAAAGAGGCGGUCAACGGUUUCCGGCAUUCGGUGGCUACCACCACUAUGCGGCGGUGGCGGCGGCGCCGUCUUUUCUACUCCCCGGUGGUCCCAACAACAACAACAACAACAGAUCGCUUGGAAUUCAAGUUCACGCGAUGGUACAUAAACCGUCUCACCACCCGCCGGUUUCUUCCAAUUCCCGGUUUGGGGUUCACUACGGCCGGUCUGACGGCGGUUGGUCUAGAACUCCCAUCCAUCAACAGCCAGGUGUUGGGAAGCUACCCUUGAUGAACGCUGGCCAUCCGAUUAAUCAUACGACUGGAUUUCCGCCUCGUGGCUGUAGCUCCGUCGGUAGGUUCGACUUUGACGUUGUCCGAUCAACGGCGGCUGCUGCCGACGACACCCAUAAAGUACUCGACUUGUCUCUCAAGCUGUAAUUUAUACAUAAAUUUCUCUCCACUUUAGAAUUAUAAAUCUUCAAAGUUUUUUUUUUUUUUAAUUAAUGUUUUCAUCUUAUAAAGUUUCGUUUUUGAUCUGAAUCAAGUCAAUAUUAUAGAUAGUGAAGCUGCAAUUUGCACAAAUCAAUGUUGAAUUAUAGUAUUCAUCA